UGUGCGCCGCGUUUUCACCGAGUUCUAUCUGUCCUGUCUUCGCUUUGUGGAUUUGGAUUUUUGGCUGUUUUCCGCCCGACAAAAAAACUAUAUAAUAUAUAUAUAGGCUAAUCCAAAAAUAAAAACCGAACCCAAACUCUGCUAUACUACACACACACAACUGGAAAAUGUCACAUAAAAGUUAUAAUAGUGCUAAAAUCGCAGAAAUAUUCCGAGAUCCCUGAGGAAAAACCGCGCAAAAUAUCGUAUUCUUCGCAACGAAGAAGAACUUGUGAACUACUAAAACAAUUUAAAAGAAAAACAGCCAGUGCAAAAAAUAAACGGGAAGAAUUUUUUUUGGUGUCCCUUUUUUUGGUGGUUUUUUUCCCCCCGUUUUUCCUCCAAUUGACGCAAAAAGUGCGCAACAACACUUGUGAGAAGGCGGAAACGGGAUAGAAAUAGAUAUAGCCGACUGGAACUUAACCAAAUUGGAUUACAAUUAAUUGAAUAGACGGAUACAACGAACACAUUAAAUCGCUGUUCAAAGAGACAGCCCCAAAACUCAGGAACUAAAAUAUAGAAAUAAUCCCCAAACACAGACACAAAAUGACUCUUCAGUACCCUGACUACCGCAAUGCCGGUCUGGAAAUGCCUCCGAUUGACGAAGACUUUAACUUCUCGAUCCCCUUCGAUAUGGAUAGUGAACUGUACGAUGACAUCAGUGGCCUGCACACUAUCCAAAGUGAUUUGGAGAAGAUGGGCAAUGUUGACGGGGACUUCUCGUACUUGUAUAUGGAUAACGAUGAGGAUAUGAAGCCGGAGAUUCGCAAUGUCGAUUGCAUGUGGUCGUCGAUGACGAAUUGCUUGAAUCCCAAUGUGGCCGGAACCAGCACUGGAACCGGAAGCAACAGUGCAGCCUCGUCGUACAGUGAGACCAGUGCCAUAUCCCUGGCCGUGGCUUGCAGCUCCACAAAUGCCUACUCCGCAUAUCAGCGAUUACAGUCUCAGACUACAGAUAAUAACUCAAGUAACAGCCAAUCACAGCAACAGCAGGCAAACAAUGCCGAGGAUUCGCCGGUGGUUAUCAAGAAGGAGUUGGAGGAUCCGGACUACACAUUCAGCCAGAAGCGCCGGCGUUUGAGUGCUGGCGACAAGAAGUCGCAGAUGCAGAUCCAGGAUGAGGACCAGUUGAUACCGCCCGGCGGAAGUCUGCUGCGAAAGAGGAACCUCCUCGUUACAUCAUCGCCCAGUCCCAUGGCCAUUCGCAAGGGGUGUGUUGGUGGCGAAGUGAAGAGCAGCAAAUACCUGAGGCCCGAUACACCGCACAGUCUCACCGACGAGGUGGCCGCUCCCGAAUUCAGACACAAUGUGGACCUCAGAGCCUGCGUGAUGGGCAGCAACAACAUCUCGCUGACCAGCGACGAUGGCGAUGUCAAUUGCAUCAAUCAAAUAAGCAGGGAUCUGCAGAAUGCCGGCAAGGAUCUGUGCACCGUUCGCUUCCCCUUCGCCACGAUGAACGAUGUGCUCGAUGUGCUCAGUCACCAGGUCAACGCAGGUUCAAAUCCACAGCAGACCAGCCAGGAGCAGAUGGACGAGCAGCAGCAGGCCAUCGACAUAGCCACUGGAUGCAGUACAGUGGCCUCUCCGCCGACGACCGGCUCGGACAGCGACUCCGACGAUGGUGACUCCCUCAACUAUGGACUGCGGCACCACCGCAGCAGCAAGGGAACCACCGGCAGCAGCAGCAGCAACAACGUCACCAACACCGGCAUGUCGCACAUGCUGCACAUCAGCGACCACAGCUACACACGCUGCAACGACAUGGUCGACGACGGACCCAAUCUCGAGACCCCCUCCGAUUCCGAUGAGGAAAUCGAUGUGGUAUCGUAUACUACGGACAAGAAGCUGCCCACGAAUCCCUCGUGCCACGUAAUGGGCGCCCUGCAGACCAAGAUGGCCCACAAGAUAGCGAUCGACCACAUGACGCAGAAGCCGCGCUACAACAACUUCAAUCUGCCGUACACGCCGGCCAGCAGCAGUCCGGUGAAAUCGGUGGCCAACUCGCGCUACCCGUCGCCAUCGAGCACGCCGUACCAGCACUGCUCCUCCGCCUCGCCGUCCUACUCGCCUCUGUCCGUGGACUCCUCGAACGUCAGCUCGAGCUCCAGCUCAUCCAGUUCGCAGUCUAGCUUCACCUCGAACUCGAAGGGACGCAAGCGAACCUGUCUGAAGGCUCCUGGUGGGGGCAUCACCUCCAGCAUGAUUUUGCCGGGCAUCAGCAACGGCAACAACGGUAACGCUAUGAUGAGCAAAAAAUGCCGCGGCAAGAAGGUGGUGGCCUCCUCGGCAUCGUCGUCGGGCAGCACAUCGCCCGUUUCGGCGCUUUCUGGCCAGGAUGUGGAUCCCAUGGAUCGCAACUGGCAGCGACGUAGCACAGUAGUCCAGGGCAUUUCCACCAGCUGCAGCAGCAGUGUCCUCCGGAAGGACUUCAGCCUGGGCCUGGACGAGGCCGAUACGAUCGAGAAGCGCAAUCAGCACAAUGACAUGGAGCGCCAGCGCCGAAUUGGCCUGAAGAACCUCUUUGAGGCGCUGAAGAAACAGAUUCCCACUAUCAGGGACAAGGAGCGGGCUCCCAAGGUGAACAUCCUGCGCGAGGCGGCCAAGUUGUGCAUCCAGUUGACGCAGGAGGAGCAAGAGCUCAGUUUGCAGCGCCAGCUGUUGAGUGUGAAGCUCAAGCAGCAGCAGGAGAUACUAGCCCGCUAUAGGAAGGUGAAAAGCGAACCGCACUCUAUCAGUGGAUAGUGGGGUUGUCUAUCUAUAGUACUAACUGCUUAAAGCGGCGGCGUAGCGCUAGAAAAACCUAUAUAUAUCACCAGCACACCCCCUUAUAUAUUUUGCGAUAUUUCUUUCUUUCUUGACCUUAGCCCUUAUGACCGACCUAUGACCUUACAUAUAUGAUGUUUUUUUUUUCUUCGGAAGAACUUCAAUAUCAGUUAGUAGGUUAUGUUUAAAACUAUAAACAUAAAGUGAUUUAACAAAUUUGAUUUCUUUGAUGUGAUAUAUAUAUAUAUAUUAUUUUUCUUUCCGCGCGAAUUCAUUUGGCAAUGAAACUAAACGAAAAAACGGUGUUAUGAAAUCAAGUUGAAGUGUAUAUUUUUUUUUUUUUUUUUUUUUUUUUUUUUAUUUUUGCUGCAUAAUUACAACUUAUACACAUUUAGGAUUAUACUUAACUAGAAUCUAUUUGUAGGUCUCUGUAUAUAACAUAAUAAUUUAGGUUCUAUAAUAGUUAUUUUUUUGAAAUAGCUACUUAACCAUGAAGUAAACAAAAAGGAAAACGAGAAAAAAGAGGAAAAGGACAAGAAAGGAACCAAACAAUGAAAAAUGAAAGUGAAAGUGAAGAGAGACAGAUAGAGAGGGAGUAGAAGAAGAAGAGAAGAAAGAGAAGAAAGAGAAGAAAGAGAAGAAAGAGAAGAAAGAGGAGAAACACAAACAAACGAAAAGGGAAACACAAAAAACAAACAAACGGAUACGGAAAACAGACAAAAGUUACAACGAAAGAGCCACAAAGAGGAGAUAGAGCACACAAAAUCGGAAGUGAGAACGAUGAUAAGAUAUACAUAGGAAUUAUUAUAGCUGAAAGUAGAACUUUUGGUUGAUACCCCCAAAAAAACACAAAAAGAGCCGGCUUCUUCAAAUGGUUCCAAAACUUCUUGACGAAGCAAUAAGGAUCACCAUAUUCAGACCUUGGUUCAAUAGUUUACCUAGACUACCCAUUGUCUAUUUUACAUGCGCCUUUGGGUCCUAUAUGUCGUUAAGGACGCAUCCUUUUAGCAAAGGAUAAAAACCCAACUAUAUCUGCAUGCAUACACACACCUCAAUGCUUUUGCUAAGACAUCCCGACAUCCUAUAACCCGUUUAUAUAUUAUAAUAUAUUUACUUAUAUAAAUCGACAUCUGUUGGACGACGACGCAAAGAUGCAAAUGCAAAAGCUUUUUAUAUACACCCAAACAACAAAAAACUUGAACUCUACUGCCUAUAUUGAGAAAAUACAUUUUAUUUGCAAUGAAGAUUAAAAUGUGAAAAUAUUAUUAUACACCUUUUUACAAUCAUUAUCUUUUCUGUUUUUUUUUUUUUUUUUGCUACACCUAGGGAUAUAUAAUAAUUUUUAACUGAUAACUAUGCAUAUGAAAUGCGCAAAACUUAACGAAAACAAAAAAGGAAUUAAGAAAAACUUUAAACUAUUUAAUAGUGCUAAACUAAACCUAAACCUAAACGAAAACCUCUCGAGAAUAGCUGAUAUAUAUAUAGAUAGAAAGAAGGAGAGGGCGAAUGAGUGGAGAAAUUGGCUGCAAAGUUUGUGAUUGGAGUUACGAGAGACCAGAGAGAUAUAUAUACACCCACGACCCCAAGACCCAAGAGAACUCAAACUUUUGUGAGCUGUUUAACUGUCGAUUUUUUGCUAAUAAGUUAUUGCCUCUCGGCAAUAUGUUAUAUAUGAUUAACGAACGAUUAUACCAAUUGUUUACACGCAUCUAAAUAUCAACUAAAUAACUACUACUAAACUAAAGGACAUAAGCGACUAAAGCGCAUGCGAAUGAAAUAAAAAGCGCAUGAGAGAAAAUAUAGGAAACACAAUGUCAACUGUUAUUUAGGUUUAGACACAAAAACAAAAAAAAAAAAAACCAACACACACACAUGAUAUAUAUAUGGAUAUAUGAUGACCAGAAAUUGAAUGAGAUCAGGGGAGGUUAUUUAGGUAUAUUGUAUAUUACAUAUAUUGAGUUAAUUUCUAAAUAGAGUGUAGGCCGACGUUUCAACGAAAUUUUUUAUGUGAGUUCUAGGCUAAUACCUACCUACUUUACCCAAAUACAUCUAUAUUUCUAAUUAUUUUUGUUUACUACUAGCUUUACGUUAAAACCCAUGAAAUAUUUUGUAUCUUAUACUAUUCUUUUCUUUUAAUACGCCGCCGCAAAACCUUUUUGAAAAACAAAACAAUCUUAACUCUUCUUUAUUUUUUUGAAUUAUUAAACUAAACUACAAAAAAAUUGUUAAAUGGAAAACGAAAAAAAAAAUGAUUAAUACAUAUACUUGGACAAACAAUUAAGAAGUAUAUUUUUGGUAUUGUUUCGACCAAAAAAUGUGUACACACUGUAAAUAGCAAUCUCGUUAAAUAAUAGUUACACACGCCUACAAAAUAGCGAACCCAAAACCCAAUAGAUGGAAAUAUUUUUAUAGAAAACAAAAAAACCCGGAGAGAAAACACAAAGCAAUAGACUUAAGCGAAUUGUACAACGCGAAACGAAAACAAAACUUCAAUAAACCAACAAACACGCUACACAACACACCUAUACAUAAACAAGAUACAAAAUACACAAACACGAAUGCACCUAUUUUCCUAUAGUACAUACAACAAGAAAAAGUUUAACGAAUUAAAAAAAAAAAACACCUUGUUUUCUUUCUAUAAUUUCAACAAACAAAAACAAGAACCGUACAAAUUUACGAUACAAUAAACUAAAAAAGAAAUGACAAGAAACUAAAAAUACGAAAAGCAAACCUUUUCUUUGUUUAGUCCUUUAAUUAAUUUAUUAACGAAACAACAAAUUCAAGUGAAAGAGCAUUUUUAAACAUAA
Messenger RNA from Drosophila elegans, 5609 nucleotides. RefSeq names its product myc protein (gene Myc). Gene Ontology annotation, molecular function: RNA polymerase II cis-regulatory region sequence-specific DNA binding; DNA-binding transcription factor activity, RNA polymerase II-specific; protein dimerization activity. Bases 586 to 2781 code for a protein of 731 amino acids. Gene Ontology annotation, biological process: regulation of transcription by RNA polymerase II. The transcript has 3 exons. The record is from RefSeq and is a predicted model, not a curated record. Lineage: Eukaryota; Metazoa; Arthropoda; Insecta; Diptera; Drosophilidae.